AUGGGUUCGAUCGACAGAAGUGGCGGAAGAACCACCAUUCCACUCAUCAUCAAUAAUGAGUCAAUCAUCACAGAUACCGUCUUUAAUGUGCACAACCCCGCAAAUGGUGAAGUGAUCGAGCAUUGCGCCAGUGCGUCAGUCGACCAUGCCAAUCGCGCCGCAGCUGCCGCCAAGGCUGCGUUUCCUGCGUGGAGCAGAACAAAGCCAUAUGAUCGCAGAGACAUUUUAACGAGAGCCGCGGAGAUCAUGCUGUCGCGAAAGGAGGAGUUGAUUGGAUACCAAAUGGAAGAAACGGGCGCCGGAAGGCUUUUUGUGGAGAAAACCUUCAUGAUGGGUGUCGGGUUUAUUAAGGAUUUCGCAGCGAGGAUUCCGUCGAUUGAAGGAUCUGUGCCAUCUGUGUCGGAAGAUGGCGAAUGCGCGAUGGUUUUCAAGGAACCAUAUGGAGUUAUCCUGGGGAUUGCGCCUUGGAACGCUCCGUACAUCCUUGGUACGCGGUCGGUGGCUCUGCCCCUCGCAGCUGGUAAUACAACUAUUUUGAAAGGCUCCGAACUGUCGCCAAGGUGCUUUUGGGCGAUUGGCGAUGUCUUCCGCGAAGCUGGUCUUCCCGCAGGAUGCCUCAACGUGCUCUACCAUCAGACAUCAGACGCGUCGGCCGUCACCACGGCUCUCAUUGCGCACCCUGCCGUACGCAAGGUUAGUUUCACGGGCAGUACGGCUAUCGGGGCGAUUGUUGCUUCCACGGCUGGCAAAUACGUAAAACCAGUACUCCUCGAACUUGGAGGGAAGGCAUCGGCCAUUGUAUUGGACGAUGCCAAUUUAGAAAAGGCCGCCAUGUGUUGCGCCCUUGGAGCCUUUAUGCAUUCCGGCCAAAUUUGCAUGUCCACCGAGCGUAUUGUAGUGGAGCGAUCUGUUGCAGAGCAGUUUCGCCAGCUGCUGACCGAGGCAUCAGAGAAGAUCUUUGGUCGGCACGCGGCGGCGCCAGUGCUUGUGGCAUCCGCUGCAGUCAAGAAGAACAAGAGCUUGGUGACAGAUGCGCUGGCCAAGGGGGCGGAUGUUGUCUUUGGUGACGCAAAUGCUCAUGAAGCGUGCACCAACAGUAUGCGACCUUUGGUCGUCGGCAAUGUCACCAAGGACAUGGAUCUGUAUUCCACGGAGUCAUUUGGUCCAACUGUCUCCCUUAUCACAGUCGACAAUGAAGACGACGCUAUUGCGCUGGCCAAUGAUACUGAAUACGGACUUACGUCCGCAGUCUUCACGAACAAUUUGUUCCGAGGACUGAAGGUAGCCAAGCAGAUCGAGUCCGGUGCCGUCCACAUCAACUCGUUAACCGUACAUGACGAGCCCGUGCUACCACACGGAGGGUGGAAGAGCAGCGGAUUCGGCCGCUUCGGCGGAACUUCCGGGUACGACGAGUGGUUGCAAACCAAGACCGUGACCUGGGUGCAAUAG
Molecule: messenger RNA, 1449 nt
Organism: Aspergillus steynii IBT 23096
Lineage: Eukaryota; Fungi; Ascomycota; Eurotiomycetes; Eurotiales; Aspergillaceae
Product: aldehyde dehydrogenase
Exons: 4
Coding region: 1-1449 (482 amino acids)
Molecular function (GO): succinate-semialdehyde dehydrogenase (NAD+) activity
Source: RefSeq, a predicted model, not a curated record